UCAACAAAGUAAAACCAAAAAAUCAAAAAGUUAACAAAAAAGAAGGAAACUUUCCUAAAAAGUGUUGAAACAACGAAAACUUUCGCAAGGUAAAAAGUUCGAAUAAAAGAAAACUUUCGUAAAAGAAAGAUUGAAUAAAAGGGGAUAUUUCGGAAUAAAAAUGGAUUUUCUCGAUUCAAUUCUUAACGCAAUGGACGCGCCCCCCAACACAGGUGAGCAGCAAAAGCAGCGCGAGUACAUGGAGCGCAUGAAGAACAAACAGCGCGAGGAGCUGGCACGUUUCCGCAGCUAUGUGCAGGAGCGCAUGGGACGCUUUGCCAAGGACGGUCGAACCAGCAUAGAGUUCCAGCCCUUUGACCGAAUUCAUCGAACCAUCAUACAGGAAGCGGCUGAAUAUGGUGGUUUUAUGGCGAUGAGCUUUGGUCGGGGCGAGGAUAUAAGACAGUCUGUCGUCUACAAGAAAGAACAUCCGCCCGACGCUGACGAGUUGUUUGCCCGUCGCAAAGGUGAAGGCUGGAACAAGGAGAUCGCCAGGCAGUAUGCGGAGCGACGCAAGGAUCGAUCCAAGCAGGAGCAGGAGAAGAGCGAGAAGCAAGCCUCAGCUGCUGCAACUGCUGCUAUUCCAGCUGAUGCACUUACCCCAGCAAUUGCUCCAGCUCUAGCAACUGCUGCCCCACCUGAAUCAUCCACCAUCAACAGAAUGCAAGCUACCUUCAAAUCCUCCGGUUCCACGCCCAGCGCCAGGGAUCACAUCGCAAAUUCCAAUCCCGCAAACAAACCAGUUGUCAGCUAUCGGGCCAAGUAUGCUCAUCUCAUUGCCGAACCAUCUACUCUGCAAUCGGUACGCGAGACGUCCACCAAUCAUAGUUAUGGUUUUGUGCCCAGCCGGUUCAAGAGGGACAACCGUUCCAUUGAGCAGACUUUGGCUGACAUACAGGCCAGGAAGCGGCUGCGAAUGCAACAGGAGCAGGAGCAGCAAUUGGGGAGGCAGCAGCUCGUGCAGGGGCGGCAGCGGAAGAUGCAGGAGCUAUCGAAGAAGCAGCAGGACACAAAGCUGGGACUCGUUAAGGAGCUGGCGUUCAGGAAGGACCCGUCGCGGGAGUCGGAGGACCUGAAGCUCGAACAACAGCCCGUGCUAGAGUUUAAGAAACGGAGUCCUGAGGAGCAACAAAAGCUGGUGAAGAAGCGAAAAGUUGAAGUGCCACGGAUAGAGGAGCUCCUCGCAUUGAGCGACGACUCGUCGGAGGAGGAGCAGCUCGAGCAGCAAAAGUUAGUUAACCGGAAGGUUGACGACAAAGUUCCAGUAGUAAAAGAGUAUGGGUCCAAUGAAGAUUAUUUGGAGAAAAGGCAGGAGAUCAUUUAUCCGGAUUUGAAACAAGAAAAGGAGUACGGGAUGAGCGUAGACUCGUCGGAGGAGGAACAAUUCGAGCAUCAACAUCCAUCGGAGAAGAGGCAGGAGAUAAUAGGUCUUCAAGAGAUAAAGGAGCUCGGUUUAAGUGAAGACUCAUCGGAGAAACAGCUUCAGCAGCAAAAGCUGAUCAAGAAGCAAACGGUUGAGGAAUUACCCAAAGAAUUCGUAUUCGGUAAGGAUUCGUCGAAGGAACAGCUCAAGCUGGUGAAGCAGAAGGUUGAGAAAGUGCCAAGGACAAAAGACUUGGGUAAUUCUUUGGAGAAGCAGCAAAAGCGGAAGAAGAAAAAGCUUGACAAAGUGCCACGAGUAAAGGAGCACGCGUUGGGUACGGACUCGUCGGAAGAGCAGCUCAAGAAACGGAAGGUUGAGAAUGCUGCAGAAGUGAGCAAUUCGUCGGAUAAGCAUUAUCCAGAUUCGGAAGAGACAAGCAGACUUCCGCUGAGUAAGGACUCAUUGGCGGAGGAGCAGAUCGAUCAGCAAAAUCGAGGGAAGAGGCAGGAGAUCAAUUGUCUGGGUCUGAAUCGAGUAAAAGAGCUUGUGCUGAGCGAGGACUCGUCAGAGGAGGAGCCAGGAAAGCUGACAGAAGAGAAGCAGCUUGUGUUGAUUAAAGGUCCUUCGAAACUUCACAAAAAACGUAAGAGGCAGAUAGUUAAGAAAGUGCCACGGGUUAAGGAGUUUGCGUUAGGUAACAAUUCGUCGGAGAAGCAGCAAAAAGUGGUCGGAGAAAUGCCACCGGUAAAGAAACUCGUUCCGAGUGAAGACUCGUCCGAGGAGGAACUGCUCGAGACACAGAAAUUGGAAGAGCAGGACCAGGUAAAGGAGCUCGCGUUGAGCGAGGACUCGGCGGACCAGCAGAUCGCGCUGCAAAAUUUAACAGAGAAGCGGCAGGAGAUAAUGGAUCUUGGACAGAUAAAUGAGCUCAAGUUGAGUGUAGACUUGUCAAAGAAACAGCUUAAACAGCAAAAGCAGGCGAAGCGGAUGGUUCAUAGAGUAGCAAGGAUAAAAGAGCUAGAGUUAAGUAAGGAAUCUUCGGAGAAGCAGCUAAAGCACCAAAAGCUGCAAGAGAUAAAUUAUCCGGAUCUGAGGCAGGACAGGACAGUGCUAAGUGAAGAAUCGUCAGAGGAGGAGCAACAAAAUCUAGUAGAGAAAAGGCGGAACAUAAACUAUCUAGAUCUGAAAAAGGGAAAGGAUCUCGCGUUGAGUAAAGACUCGUCGGAGGAUUCGUCAGACUCGUCGGAAGAGAAACAGCUCGCGUGGAGUGAGGACUCGGAGAAUGAGCAGAACGAGACACAAACGCUAGUAGAGAACAGGCAGAUAGAGAAACUCGCGUUGGGUGGAGACUCGAAGAAUAUCGAGCAGCAAAAAUUGGUAAAGAAGCAGGAGGUUGAAAAAGCGCAUCGGAUAAAAGAGGUCGCGCCGAUCAAAGACUCUACGGAAGAGCAGUUCAAGCUGGUGAAGAAUCAAGACAUAAUGGAAGACGCACAGAUAAAGGAGCUUGCGCGGAGCGAGGACUCGUCGGAAGAGGAAAUGGAGCCAAAACUGGAGCGGCGGGAGAUAAAAUAUCCGGUCCUCAAACAGGUAGAAGAACUUGCGCUAAGCGAGGACUCCUCGGAAGAAGAGCAUCUCGAGUCUAAAAAGCUAGUGCAUAGGAAACGGGAAAAGCUUGCGCUGGGUGAAGAUUCGUCGCUGGAGUCGGAUGAGGAGAAUCUCCAGGUUCAAAACCUGGAGAAGUGGAUGGUAGGGCCUGCCGGAGGCAGCGAGCUCGAGUUGAGCGAGGAAUCGUCGCUGGAGUCGGAGUAG
Molecule: messenger RNA, 3211 nt
Organism: Drosophila montana
Lineage: Eukaryota; Metazoa; Arthropoda; Insecta; Diptera; Drosophilidae
Product: trichohyalin-like
Exons: 2
Coding region: 161-3211 (1016 amino acids)
Molecular function (GO): nucleic acid binding
Source: RefSeq, a predicted model, not a curated record